Messenger RNA from Punctularia strigosozonata HHB-11173 SS5, 2407 nucleotides. RefSeq lists its product as uncharacterized. The transcript has 5 exons. Gene Ontology annotation, cellular component: SAGA complex. Lineage: Eukaryota; Fungi; Basidiomycota; Agaricomycetes; Corticiales; Punctulariaceae. The coding region runs from base 4 to 2283 and encodes 759 amino acids. Gene Ontology annotation, biological process: regulation of transcription by RNA polymerase II. Gene Ontology annotation, molecular function: transcription coregulator activity. The record is from RefSeq and is a predicted model, not a curated record.
AACAUGACGAACUACAACGCGUUACGUUCCAUUCGGGAACUACUCGCCAAGCAUGAGACCAGCCCGCCGUCCUUCACCGUGCACCUAUACCCGGAACAUUGGACGCUCAAUAACGGCUCUAAGUUUCUCUACAAUAACCCUGUUGCGUCGUUGCUGGAUGAUAUACGCGCUCAACGCAUCCCGGUGGACUUCCUCGAGCUCUUCGAGACGGCGGGAGUGCCAUUUUAUGAGGGCUGCAUGAUCGUGGAGCUCCUGGAUUACCGGCCGAUCCGGAAUCGCGAUCCUGUGUUGGAGAAGCCACUGCGAACACGCGUGGUCCUCCAACAUAAUGACGAGACUCUAUGGGCAGACCUAUGUCUACUUCAACAGCGGUCCAACUAUCAGCUCACGGAUCAGCACGUCCUCGAGCUAGAGUCGCGGGUUUUGCUUGCCACUACGCCCUCUCUGUGCUUGGAUCCAGAUCCGCACUUGGGGCGGAUCGCGAACGACAUUGCGAGAGUCUCUGCGCCGAGCGUGCCGCCGUCACUGAAGCGCAAGGCAGCCGCGCUGGAACAGGAGGAAGACGAGGCUGAGAAGACCCGACGAAUCAAGGUGACCCAAUUCAUGAACCCGAGGUUAAAUAGGGUACAUGGACCAAGCUACCGGCUGCUUGACUUCGCGCAAAGCUUUCGAAGCAGGGAACCCCCAGCCGCGCCCACCCCGCAAGUGCGAGCCCAGUCUCUGUUGCGCACGACGCCGAGUAAUGGCUCGCAAGCGCACACGCCGCUGCAGCCACCCGUCCAGCAGCCGACGACGCAGCCCAUGCAGCAGCCCCUACAGCAACCUGUGCAGCAGCCCGUACAACAACCCAUACAACAACCCAUACACCAACCCAUCCAGCAGCCCAUUCAACGACUGGUGCAGCAGCCCGUGCCGCGGCCAAUGCAACCCCCAAUGCACCAGCCCGUGCAUCCGCCCGCAAAUCAACCGUUGCAGCAGCCCGUGCCCAUGCCAGCACCGACUUCCCGCCCUGCAUCCAUCGUUCCGUCUCCUACCGUACCUCCACAGAUUAAUAAUGGUCAGAAACCGAUGGCGGUUCCGUCCGUCAAGCGCGAAGCGGUGCCUUCCCCGAUACCCAUCCUCCCUCAACGUCCGCCUUCCCGAACACCCAGUCAACUCGGCAACCAUUCCUCUCCUGCUCCCCAAUCCUUACAAUCACCUUUCAAGGCCCCCGCUCUUCUACCUACUCCAGGAGUUUCGCGGGCACCCUCAGAUCAGCCCCUUAGGAAUUCAACUCCCGCGCAGGCUAUCGUACCAUCCCCGCGUCCUCCUCCCAGCAUUCCGACGCAACCUUCUCACCCGCCACAGCCUACUCAGUUCCAAGUACCCUUCCAGGCCCCGACCCAGGGGCAACAGUAUCUCCAACAUGCGCAGGUUAACAAGAUGCAAAUUCCGAAGACGGUCACGCCGACUACGCAACCCAUGCCGCAGCAGAACGUCAAUGUACCCAUGCAACCUGCGAACCCCAUGACUCCCCAACAACAACAACAGUUGUUGGCCUACCGGCAGGCGAUCAUGAAGGCGCGAGCGACUGCAGCACAACAGCAAAUGCGCAGCAGCCCGAUGCUGCAAACCCAGGGUCACACCGUCCACACCAACGUGGCGGCUGCUAACCAGACGGCCAUGGCGACCGUCAGGUCUCCAAUGCCCGGCCCGCAACAAAUCCAGCAGAUGCAGCAGCAACAGCAGCAUCAACGCAUGCUUCAAUGGCGGCAGCUUCAGGCGCAGGCGCAGGCGCAAGGUCUUAAUCCCCAGCAGCAACAAAACAUGCUGCAACAGUUCCUUGCCGCCAACCCGGGGGCGCGUGGGACCCCUGUUCAGGGUCAGCAGUUGAAUAUGCACCAGCAGCAGCAAGCAGCCGCCUUGCUUCAGCAGCAGCAGCAGCAGCAGCAGCAGCAGCACCUCCAGCAGCAGCAGCAGCAGCACCUUCAGCAGCAGCAGCAGCAAAUCCAGCAGCAGCAGCAGCAGCAACACCAACCCCAACAUCAGGGCCAGGUUGCCAAUAAUCAGCGGAUGCUGGCGCAAUAUCAGCAGAUGAUGAACUACUCCCAGAACGGGAACGCAAACGUCGGACAGGGCAACCCCAGCUACCCCAACAGCUGGCCGAUUCAAGUCGGUGGAGUAGGACGAGGCGCUGGAGGCGUCAAUCAGCUGCAGAUGCAGGGGAUGGUGCCAGGCAGUGCCCAUGCGCAGCAGAUGGCGCUACAGGCUGGGAAAGUACCCACGACCAUGCCAGGACGAUGAUAUCCACGGGUGUUAGCUUGUAUCUUUAUUGGGAAUCACGCAGGGAACGCUUCCUCUUUCUGUUAUAUGAUAUGUUUGUACUCAUAGCCAUCUGCCACUCGCCGUCGAAUAGAGUUCUUCGUCC